CUAUAAUACGAAAGUGAUAACGCAAAUUCUGCCCAGAUGUUUUAAGUAUCCCAUUUUCCAUCUCCUAGUACGCACUAAAUAUCAUCCCCUAAUUUCGAAAAAUCUCAAACAUGUUUGACUAUCCGAGAAGAGACGCGGAUGAGAGCAAGUCCAGACCCAGAAACCACACUUACGCUGAUCCGUAUUUGGGUUGGAAAAUCGGAAAAGAAAGUGAAAAGUACGAGAACGAUACGAAACUCAACGGCGGAGUGAUCGAAUUCAGGACGACACAUGAGCAUGGUAUUUGUUCACCACCCUUGUGGGAGAACCAAGGUCCCGCCAUCGAAUCCGAUAAGCUGCAAUAUUCCCUGAAUCUCUCUCCAACAUCGAGACGCGAAACGGUGAAUAGAGGCAGGUUGGAGCUGAUGGAGAUGGUUAAGGCCAUGCCGGAAUCAUCCUACGAGCUUUCACUAAAAGAUCUCGUGGAGAACUUCCAAGGACCGGAGCAACCGGGUGGUAUCCAAGAAAGCGCGAAGAAGAAGAAAAAGAAGAUUAAUAACAAGGCGAAAAAGAAAAGCGGCAAUAUGAAUGAAAAUAAUAAGGGCAUGUUUCUGAAGAUGGUGGAGCUCCCGUUUGGAGGAGGAGCGAGUAGGAAAAAGAAGGUUAAGAAUCCUUAUGCGAGAGUUGUGUUGAAGACAGAGGAUGAGGGAGGCUUCGACGACAAGGAGUGGUGGAACAAAAUUAGACGGUGGUCCGUUUCCGACCAAGGUGGAAGCAGCGGCAGCGGAGGUAGUAGCCGUGACAGUAUUGGAAGCACGAGGAGUAAGAGUACAAGGGACAAGAAUGGCUGCUUUUCUGGUUUUCAGUUGAGGAAGACCAAAUCAGCCAAGUGUAUAUAAAGUUGUUAGUUCAGUACUGACCAGUGACCUCCCGACCUUCCAAAAUCCAAUACAUAGUAAUCUUUUCUUGCAAACAGCUAACUCUCAAAGUAUUUUGUGAUUGAGAUUUGUGUACAUGUACUGCAAUGCGAGGUCAAUUAGUUUACAGAGUAAUCACAGUUUUCUACUUUUCUUUA
Messenger RNA from Daucus carota subsp. sativus, 1054 nucleotides. RefSeq lists its product as uncharacterized. The record is from RefSeq and is a predicted model, not a curated record. The coding region runs from base 111 to 878 and encodes 255 amino acids. NCBI's taxonomy places the organism in Eukaryota, Viridiplantae, Streptophyta, Magnoliopsida, Apiales, Apiaceae. The transcript has 2 exons.